UUUGUCAGUCGGGCAGUGCAAUGAGUGGUUUCAACACUGUACAGUCGAAUGUGCCAGUACUCAGCCACAGAAGCGUGCUUAUGAUUACGAAUGGAGGGAAUUAAAUCGAUGGCGAUAAAGGUGAAUGGUUAGUGCUGUGAAUCUGACACUCCGCUUCUUAACCCUUGUAAGGCCAUGCCUGCUGAAGAUUGCCUUAAAUAUGGGUUUGAUGACCCUGUUAAGUUUUUCUACAACAGAAGUGGAAAAUUCAUCAGUUCAGAGUGGGAAAAACGGGACUAUGUGGUCGUGGCACUUGGCCUUCCAGUUUGCGUCAUUGUUAUCCUCGCCAACCUGAUGGUUAUAACGGCCUUCAUCAUCAAUCGACGUUUCCACUUUCCCAUUUACUACCUGCUUGGUAACAUGGCAGCUGCGGACUUGUUUGCAGGUAUUUCUUACCUCAAUCUUAUGUUCCAUACCGGACCAUGGACUAUUAACCUCACGGUAAGACAGUGGUUUAUCCGGGGAGCGUUGAUUGACAUGAGUUUGUGCGCGUCUGUAACGAACCUUUUGGCGGUGGCUAUUGAGCGUCAUCAGACUAUUUUUGGAAUGCAGUUACACAGCAAAAUGAGCAAUCGUCGAGUGUUCAUACUUAUCACCGGCAUCUGGAUGCUGGCUCUAGUCAUGGGUUUAAUGCCCAUCAUGGGCUGGAACUGCAUGUGUGGCCUGGCCACUUGCUCCGUUGUAUCACCGCUGUACAGUCGCUCUUAUCACGUGUUCUUGGCCAUACUCACCUUAGUGAUUUUUUCUAUUAUGGUGGCUAUGUACACACGCAUCUUCAUCUACGUACGCCACAAAAGCUCCUCUAUGUCUCAGAACACAUCUCAGGUACAGCACAAAGAGACUGUUGUGAACCUAAUGAAGACGGUCGCCAUCGUGCUGGGUGCCUUUGUGAUAUGCUGGACCCCUGGCAUGGUGAUUCUGUUGCUGGAUGGGUUGGACUGUAAGACCUGCCAGGUUCUACAGUUUGAGAAGUACUGCUUGGUUCUCGCUGAGUGUAACUCCUUAGUGAACCCCAUCAUCUACUCAUACCGUGAUGUGGAGAUGAGAAGCACAUUUAAACACAUUCUCUGCUAUCCUUGGAGGAGGGGACGAUACCAGCAGGGAGAACCUUCCGGUGCCUAUUUUGACACAAUAAAGUCGGAGGUACUGUUUGAAAAACCCACUGUUUGUGAUGACUCCAGGACAUAUUAAGAUAUCAACUUCACGUCACACUGUCCAGACUGUCCCUCCUGUUGAUUAAUAUUUAACUGCACUUCAGACUUUCAUCCUGGAGAGUGGUAUGUUUACAGGUUUUGUACAUGAUUAAGUGCCGAAUGCAGCCAAAAACGCCUACAGGGAUAGGCCAGGAAGAGACUACUGCUCGCCUGACCUGACACAAUGGCAUUGUUAUUCUGUGUGUGUUACGAAAUGGCAUUGUAAUUGUGUAAUGUUCGGUCGCUGGGAUUAUAAACGUUGUUUGAAUCUUCCUAGUGCAGAAGUGAUUUGCAUGUGCUGUCAUUUGUGGUUGUAUGCACUCCAAAAUGUGACGUCAGAAUUCACCCAUCCUUUGUUUCUGUCCUCAGCAGGUUCGACCUGUGCUUAAAUUCAUUACAAUGAUGCACAAGUUGGUUCGAUAUUUCCUCAAAAAGAGAACCAAUUGGAGAGAGAUCACAGGAAAUGUCCAUUUCCCAAGCGCUGUAGCUGGGGACAAGACACCCUGCUGAUCAGGCUUGUGAAAACCACUAAAAUGAACUGUUGAACAUAAGCCUGAGGAGAGAAAUCAGAAAUGGUUUUACAAAACCAUCAGUGUUUAGAUCAGCAGCAGUGACAUGGUUUCAGGUGUGAGCAUUUGCCGUUUUAAAUUCCUUUGCAGUCUGAUUUGCUUACGUAUGUCAUAAUAUUUUGUCAUUGUUGUUACUGAAAUAUGUCGAGUUUACCGAGAAAUUUAGCUCAGUUUUGAUAGAUGUAUGUGAUAUUAAUGUUCUGCUACAAAAAAUAA
Chanos chanos (milkfish) is the source of this 2017-nucleotide messenger RNA. It is a transcript of the gene lpar2a, whose product is annotated as lysophosphatidic acid receptor 2a. Bases 175 to 1230 code for a protein of 351 amino acids. Gene Ontology annotation, molecular function: lysophosphatidic acid receptor activity. NCBI's taxonomy places the organism in Eukaryota, Metazoa, Chordata, Actinopteri, Gonorynchiformes, Chanidae. Gene Ontology annotation, biological process: G protein-coupled receptor signaling pathway. The record is from RefSeq and is a predicted model, not a curated record. The transcript has 3 exons. Gene Ontology annotation, cellular component: membrane.